CAGGGGGAAGUCCCGCCUCCCGUCGACUUGGAGCGUGAGUGAAGAAGAAGCGUGAGAAGUGCGGCUCCAGCCCAGCAACAUGGAGACGGAGCUGUUUAUGGAGUGUGAGGAGGAGGAGCUGGAGCCAUGGCAACAGGUGGACGACAGCGUGGAGGAAGACGAGAUGGACUUCGUGGACAACUAUGGACAACCAGUGGAGGAUCCUCCAGCUCUUCAAGCCUCAGAGACUCCACCCCCCAGACCUCCACCCAUCACAUCUUCAGCUUCUCCUCUUCGUCUGGUGUCAUCAGUGAUGAUUCCUCCUCCUCCCCCCGUGGUCACCUCCUCCCUUCCCCCUGUCCCAUGCCUCCCCACCUCCUCCAAUCCAGCUGUCUCAGCCCCCCCCCUGGUGACUCAGGGCCCACCCCUCAUCCUGACGCAGACAGCUGCUGGGACGUUUCUCCUCCCAGCACACCCCAGGACAGGAAGUGCCCAGCCCAUUCUCCUCACCACGCAGACGAAUGUGGAACGUUUCAGAUUUGAAGAUGACAGAGGUCGGACGUUUGAAAGCAGAGGAGAGAUGGUGAUGUGUGGAGGAUGUGGAGGAAAAUACUUCAGGAUCGUUUCACACCUGAAGAAAAGCCGGACGUGUUCUUCACACCUCGACCUGGACACGUUUGAGAAACAGUUAAUUCUGUACAACAGGAAAAGAAAGAGGAAGUCUGACACCAAGGGCUUCCCAGUGCAGACGGUGGUGAACCCUGGUACACCCCUGCUCCUGAACCUGCAGCCGGGUCAGACAGUCCAGCCACUCACCCUGAUCCAGUCCUCGUCAUUGGGUCAGCUGGUACGACCAAGAGUGGGUGUGUCCCUAGUCCAUCCCCAGGGUCAGACUGUCCAGACCAGAGCCAGCCCUGCCCCCUCGGGGGGUCCCACUCAGUCUGGCUCCACCUUCAGCGCCAUGCAGCUACCUGCCACACUGACCAUCCACACCAGCACGCCAGGACCAAUUAACUUCCAGAUGACCCAACUGGUUGGGGCCAACACCUUGAAGCUGGCAGGGAGUCCCGCCCUUCCCUCUAGUCCAGCCAAUGGAGUCACCAGACUCACUGUGAUCAGCAGCACUACGAGUGGACCAAUAAUCAAUACCGCUUCUCGUCCCAGCCCUAUUUUCGUUACAACUCCCAGCAUGACCACAGCACCAUCCGCCGACCCCCACAGGGUGGUGAUGAGUGUGGAGGAGUUCUACUAUGGGACGUUUGAAGGUGACCUUCGUCUGAGGAGACCACAACCCCUGGGAAUCCAAACCUCCACCUUCACCUGUCAGAUCUGCACACACCUCGCCGACAACAACCUGAGGUUGAUGCAGCACAUGCUCCAGCACUCUGAGCUAAUUGGAGUCAGUGCUGCUGAUGCAAGGAAGUUCUGCAGGUUCUGUUACCGGCAGUUCUCAUCUCCAGCCCAGCUGCAGACCCACCAGGAUCAGGUGCACGGCUCCCUCUCCUCCCCCAGCAUGUGUCGUAUAUGUGAGUGGGCGUUUGAGAACGAACCGGCCUUCUUGAACCACAUGAAGUCCAACCACAAGCCAGGAGAGAUGCCCUACACCUGCCAGGUUUGUUCGUAUCGCUCCUCCUUCUAUUCCGAUGUCCUACAGCACUUCGCCAGCUUCCACAGAGACUCUCGCUUCCUGCUCUGCGUCUUCUGUCUGAAGGUGACCACAAACCCCAUCAACUACCAGCAGCACCUGCUGAGACACCAGAUCAACCAGGCCUUCCACUGUAACAGGUGUCGUCUUCAGUUUGUCCUCCUCAAAGACAAAAUGCAACACAAACUCGAAAACCACCGGAGCUUUCGUCGACCUGCUCAGCUGGAAGGACUGCCACCGGGGUCAAAGGUGACCAUCAGGACGUACGUGAAGUUCAGGCCUCCGAUGUCCUCAGCUGGUGGGCGGCUCCUCCAGACCCCCCCCCCCCCUCGUCCAGCCAAUUCACAUCAAGACAGAGCCGCAGAGAUCUCCAAUCCAGAGCAGCCCUGCUCUCUCCAGGUCCCGAUGUCCAAUCAAGAGAGCAGUCAACCGCCGAGUCCACAGUGUCUGACGUCAUCGUGUGACGGAGACAGGUUGGUGUGUUUGGAGUGUGGAACGGAUGCCUCUGAUUUGUCGGCUCACUACCCGACACACGUGCACUGUCUGCUGUGUCCGUACAGCAGCUGCUGCUCCAGAGCCUACGCUGCUCACAUGAUACAUCACCACGUUCCGCGCUCCAAAGACAAAGUUGUUCUUCUGCACAGACUUCCUCCUCCAAGUCCGUUCCUGCUGCAGUGCUCCCGCUGCGACUUCAGGCCUCAGAACGCCGACCACAUGGCCGACCACCUGCUGAAGAACCCGGAGCACCACAGCGCCACGUGUCGCAUCAGGAGUAAGACGACACACACUGAGACGUCAACACAACACGAGGAGUCACUGCAACAACAAACCAUUAUUUUAACAACAGUUUUAUACAAAGCCAACAUCAGAAACAGAGAAAAAAUAAAAUCAACUGAAACAAAUGGACUUGAACAUUUAUUUUAUUUUAUAAGAAAGUGCAGAGGAUCUGAAAGCAGCUUUGGUCUCCACCGUGUCACGUAUGUGGAAUCUGACAUCCAGUUCUGCUAUGAUGGAGAGCAGUGUUCUUCAGGAGAGCAGGACCCAGACCAGAAGGACUUGCCUGAUCCAUCCUGGAGGGCAGCAGCUUCUUGGAAGCAGCCAGUCGAGAGCGACAGCACCAAGUCUCCCAUUGCAGCCUUCAUGGAGAGCAGUGGGCCUCAUCACCACCUGACCAAGAACAGCGAUGCCAUUGACUUCUUCAACCUCCUCUUCCCUGCAGCAAUAGUGGAACUGAUCACCAACGAGACCAAUGCCCAUGCUAAGACCUGCCAGUUCCUGGGUUCCUUCUAUCCAAAGUGGGUACCUGUCACCACGCAGGAAAUCAAAGGUUUCAUCGGCUUGGUCGUUUUGAUGGGGGUUCAGAACCUGCCCGACCCAUCACACUACUGGUCCUGGAGUCACUACGACAACAGCUACACCUUCUACCGAGCCAUGAGUUUCAAACGCUUCAAGCAGAUUGCUGAAAACAUCCGCAUGGGCAGCUUCGCCAUAGAUGAGUAUCGCGGCACCAAUAACCCCAGCGACUCUCUGCACAUCUUCAGGCCAAUGCUUGAUAUCCUGGGUGGAGCUAUGUGGAACACUUACCGACCAAACUGCAGCCUGACCAUCGACAGGGCGCUGCUGCCAAGCCUGGAGGAGGAGAGCUGCCAAGUUAAAAGGAAUCCAAAGACCCAGCCUCAGGUGUGGCUGCUCUGUGAUUCCAAGUCAGGCUACUGCCACCGUUUCUUCAUCCAAGUGGGGGAGAAGGCGGGCAAGGAGCCAGGCUUCACCGUGGUGCCAGGCCUGGUGAAGGGUCUUGAGGACAAACACCAUCAGCUCUACCUGGCCAACUCCCUAACUUCUGUCCCACUCAUGCAAAAGCUUCUGAACCAGGGCAUCUACGCCUCCAGCUCCUUCCCUCCACCCAGCCCUAUCUUGCCCGCAGAACUGUGGGAGGAGGGUCAGGUGGGGAAACCUGGGGACUUCCUGCAAAGGCAGUUUGGCUCCCUACUGGCCACUCGCUGGAGGGACACCAAGGAGAUGGGUUGCCUGUCAACGAAUGCAGCUCCGGGUGAACCAGACACUGUUUGGAGGAGGUCUCAGACCAAAGUGGGUGGCUUGGACCCCAUCAAUCGCCCUCUGGCCUUUCGCCUUCUGCAGGAGAACAUGCGAGGGGUCGACAUCUGCAAGCAGCUGCUGGCCUGCAACCCGCUUGGAGGAAUCCCUCAGGACCGACACUGGCGCAGUCUCUUCUGGUUUCUGAUCAACCUGUGCAUCGUGAACUCCUUCAUCGUACUGCGAGAGAGUCGCAAGGAGAACCCACCUGCCUGGGUGCAAGAUGGCCUCUUUACUCAAGUCAACUUCCGCAAGCGUUUGGGGAACCAGCUCGCCAAGUGUGCCCAGAAAUACUUUGAGACCAUGGAGAUUGCUAGCUCCCGCGGAAUGAGAAUGGAGGUGGCCGAAGAAGUAGUUAAACAAAGACACAGAAUGGUAAAGAUCAGCGCCAUCUCCAAGAGGUGCAAGAACUGCAACUUGAAGAACAUUCGACAUGAGAGCGUGUACGGCUGCGUCAUCUGUAAAGCUAACCUGUGUAAGCACCCGAGCUGCUUCUGGGACUAUCAUGGUCUGUCCCCUCUGAACAAAGGUUCAACAAAAGUUGGAUUUCUCAAGGAUAGAAUAAGUGGAGCAGUGGAGGUGGACGAGGUCAAAGACAACAUGGACGCGGCGAUGGCCCCUGUGGAGGACUUUUCUGAUGAUGAGAGAGUGGAUGAUUUUGAUGACAUGGAUGUAGAAACUGAAGAUAUUAAGCAGGAAUUAAUCAAAGAAGUAAAACAUCCGGUGUCUGACUUGCAGUCCACAAUGAACUGCUCCGCCCAGCUAGCAAGCAACUUGUCCCCCUUGAAAGAGCGUGACGAUAGUCUCAGCGCCCGGCAACUGAGAGUUGCUCUGUUUGCUCUGUGUGACGGUCUCGGCCAGGCCUCCAGGGUCUUUUCUACUGAGACCAAGCUCAUCCAAACGUGGCUGAAGGAGGCCAAGAAGCGCCUGAGGCAACGUGAGCAGGAACAGAAUGUCCACGGUGAUGGUGGCAGUCGCCUGGUGGCCUGGGUGCUGUCCAUGCGUGAACAGCAGCUUCCGAUCACAGAGAGUAACCUCUUCCACAAAGUCUCCACACUGAAGAAGAAGGGAGGGUUCAGUGACUCCUUCCGCAUCUCAUAUGACUGGGCGGUGAGCUUCAUGCUGCAUCACCAGCUGGGCAUCCAGAACACCGGCACAGCCUCCAAACUACCUCGAACCCUGCCGUCUUCCCUGGAAGCCAAAGUCACGUCCUUCAGGAAGUUUACCCACAAGAUCAUCAAGGUCCACAAAUUGUCUGAAAGCACAGUUGCUGCGAUGGAUGAGUUAUGUCUUUUUGUGGAUUUAAGGUUAGUCCAGGACAAGUCACGCCGCUCAGAGGCUCUGGAACUAAUUGGGUCUUUACCUCUUGUAACUGUGUUCCUGGCAGCACUGGCAGAUGGUACCAUGCUGCCGUCUCUGGUGCUAGCAAACCGGCAGCUGGAAGAGAAAGUCCUGCCUGAGUUCAUCCUGCUGGAGGCUGGACCCGAGAGUCUCUUAGUAGAAGAAGCCCUUGAUCUUUGGACUAACAAGAUCUGGCAUCAGCAUGUUUGCAGUCGAGCUCAGCCCAGUAGAUCAAUCCUGGUCUUGGACCGACACCGGGAACACAUGGGCGACCAGUUUCUUACAUCCAUCAGUGGGUCAGGUACGCUCCCUGCAAUGAUUCCUGGAGGUUGUUCCUUCAGCCUUCAGCCUCUGGACAUUUGUGUGAAGCCGGUGCUGCAGCGCUUCAUGCUGCUGCGCUGGGCAAAGUUCAUUGAUGGAAAUCCAAAGGAGCUGGAGGAGACGUCACCCCAGCAGCUCCAAGCAAAUGUGGCCCAGCUACUGGUUGACUGGAUGGUCGAGGCCCUAAUGCACUUGAACAAACUCUCCCAGCUGUGGGGAAAUUCAUUUAGGCUGACAGGUCUUCUUCCGAAAGAGGAGGAGGGAGAAGAGACAAUGACAAGUCAAAAGCCAGAGGAGGUCCAACUUGAUCUCUUCAAGAGCCUGACUGAGACCAUUCUGGGUCCUGAAUCUCAGGAAACCACUUCAUCUGGUCUGCUGGAGCUGGAAGACGAAGAGGAUACCACGGAGGAACCAGAAGGAGUAGGACUGGAGACAUCAGAGGAGAAACAGGAGAGGAUUGAAAAGGUAGAGAGGGAGGUAAAGGACAGGAGAGAGAACAAGGAGACUGAGGUGAAAGAGCAUGGUCAACAAGAUAACUCGAGGAAGCAUAAGACGAUAGAGGAGGAUAGUGAGGAGGACGGAAGGGAGACAGAGGAAGACAGAAAGGAGGUGAAUAAGGAGAGACGAGAGACCAGGAUCGUGAUAGGAGAGGAAGUCGGAGAUGAGUGGAAGAUAAAGAGCAGGACAGAGGCUGUAGAGGCCGACGCUGACGACACGAUAGACAAAAGAUGAACAGCCGAUAAAGACAUGGAUGUAGAACUGUUAACACCGAGUCGUCCCUGAUGGUCUUUAUUUCAACUGGAGCCAAAAAAACAAGACAAGUGGACAUGUGGUGGACAUGUUGGUGGACAUGUGGUGGACAUGUGGUGGACAUGUUGGUGUGGGACAACCACCUCAGCUGACUGUGAGAUUCUGGGCUUUCAUUUAAAGAAACGCACAUCUCUUGGUGAAGACCUCACGCUCUGCUGCAGGUGCUGUGGACUUCAGGUGAACUUGUCCAGGGUUCAGAUCAGGUGGGAGACGGACAGGAUCUAACACUGAAACCUGAUUGGCUGAUUGAAAGACACUCAGUAGAUUAUCUGAAUUUACACCUGUCCUGACGUUGUAUAGGGACAUGGACGUUUCUCCUCCAGGUGAUGUAAACAUUUGCUCACGGACAUUUGAACUCAUCGGAUCAUGUUUGUUUCUCUGGACGUUGAAAAUCUUUCUGGAGACGAUCUGGUUUCAUUGAUCAAGCUCUGCCUCCAUAGCAACCUGUCAGCCAAUCAACGGCUGACAGGGGGGAACCGGUCGAGUCUGUGCUGGUUGUGACACUUGUUAUAAGUUACGUUUAUAAACAUCAGUUAAUGAUGCAUCCAAUAAUCGAUAAUGUGAAUAUUCAGACCCAUAAACAUGAAUAAAUAUAGGACCAUGAACAAGACAAAUUAAAUAAAGUUUAUCAAACUUAUUUUCCAGGAAGAGUUCUUGUUGCGACAUGAAUCUGAGUGUGAAUCCAGAUGUUCUGAACAACUUGGCCUGAUCCACUGACCUCAUCAUCCGGCAGCUGCAGGGGCGGAGCCAAAAAACUCAGACGUCGAUUUGUCAAACCCUCUAAUAAUUUAUGUUCCAGGUUGAAUCUCUGAAUUUCUCUGUUAUAAAAAAACAACCUUUACAUUUCAAUUGUUGUUGUUUUUUCUGUAAGAAAACUUCCACUGUUUGAUGACUCACCAUGCACUCAGAUGUUUACUCAUUCUCGUCCAAUCAGAAGUCUUUCUUUAAUUUUAACUUCCUCCUUGAGACUAAUUUCUGACAGUUGGUGACCUAAACUGUUUGAUUGGUCGGUUAAAUCCACAUGCGAAGGGUGAAGGAGAUUUGACCUGGUGAGACUUCAGAAAUAAAGAGAUUCAAGUCUUUUAA
Molecule: messenger RNA, 7276 nt
Organism: Pleuronectes platessa (European plaice)
Lineage: Eukaryota; Metazoa; Chordata; Actinopteri; Pleuronectiformes; Pleuronectidae
Gene: pogzb
Product: pogo transposable element derived with ZNF domain b
Exons: 22
Coding region: 80-6112 (2010 amino acids)
Source: RefSeq, a predicted model, not a curated record